Penicillium vulpinum is the source of this 3471-nucleotide messenger RNA. Its product is annotated as EF hand domain protein. Bases 1 to 3471 code for a protein of 1156 amino acids. Gene Ontology annotation, cellular component: intracellular membrane-bounded organelle; membrane; cytosol. The transcript has a single exon. The record is from RefSeq and is a predicted model, not a curated record. Lineage: Eukaryota; Fungi; Ascomycota; Eurotiomycetes; Eurotiales; Aspergillaceae. Gene Ontology annotation, molecular function: calcium ion binding; zinc ion binding.
AUGUCCGCUUCGCGCUCAGGGCCAGUCUCACUAGCACGCUAUCGACCUAUUCUCUACCUCUUUACUGGUGUCGCUGCUGCCUAUGCGAUCCUCUAUAUUCACAAUAAUGUCAUUUCGCAGUCAUCAUCAACUUCACUCCGACGUCGAAACGCUGUGCGCCGCACGAGACCAACUGAAGCCGAAGAACUUGGGGUCGCUGAUACUCCGUCUUAUCGAGCUAUUACCCACCUUGAACAAUUAGAGCGUCAGAAUGGUGUAUAUGGGACAUUUCGCAUUGAGACAGAGGAUGGGCGUCGCGUGGAGAGCGGUCUUCUUCCAUCGCUCCUCGCAACACGCGACCAGCUGAUGGAAGAAGUUGGCGUUCCGCCUGCUCAUGCAGAGCGCAUGCGCGAGAUGAUGGAAGAUACUUUUCUUGAAUCCUUCCUUGCACUUGAUUUCCCAUCCGCGCACACUCUCCCAGAGAACACACCAGAAAGAACAUACUUGACAGAGCAGCUUCAACGCCGAGGUAUCUCCCGAGCUGGUAUCGAAAGGGCUCUGUCCCGGUUCAACGGAGAUUCGAAUUACGGGGAGGAGCUGCGACGGCGACGACAGAAUGGUGAACGUGUCACUCUCUCAACCUCUACCUUUCCAGAUGUGUCUGCGCCUCCGCAAAAUCCUGAUGGUGGUGAGACGGUGGUGGAUGACCAAAGUGUCUUCUCAUGGCGUGAUGGAAACAACGAUCCAUCUAAUAGGGAAGGUCAAAACCUACUCAACCUACUUUACCACAUCGCUGAGGAUCAGGCGCGGAGGGAUGGCUAUAUCCAUCGUGGAGUUACCUGCAACAGCUGUGGUGCCAUGCCGAUUCAAGGCAUCAGAUACCGAUGUGCUAAUUGCAUCGAUUACGAUCUGUGUGAAACAUGCGAGGCAAUGCAGGUCCACAUCAAGACACAUUUAUUCUACAAAGUGCGGAUUCCAGCCCCAUUCUUGGGAAACCCUCGUUCAUCUCAACCUGUAUGGUAUCCAGGGAAGCCUUCGAUGCUCCCGCGCAGCCUCCCACGACCUCUUGCCAAGCGUCUUAUGAAAGAAUGCAAUUUCGAAAACACAGAGCUUGAUGCACUCUGGGAUCAGUUCCGUUGUUUGGCCAAUUAUGAGUGGGCGGGCGACCCGAACAAGUUGCAUAUGGCCAUCGAUCGCAAAACAUUCGACCGAUGCUUUGUGCCUAAUACUUCAAUCCGGCCGCCGCCUCCUAGUCUCAUUUACGACCGCAUGUUCGCAUUCUAUGACACCAAUGGCGACAAUCUUAUCGGUUUUGAAGAAUUCUUGAAGGGUUUGGCUAGUCUCAACAAUAAAAGCAAUGACGAACGGCUGCGACGUGUGUUCCGUGGCUACGACAUUGAUGGGGAUGGCUUCGUCGAACGCAAGGACUUCCUUCGUGUUUUCAGGGCAUACUAUGCGCUAAGCCGGGAACUUACAAGGGACAUGGUUGCUGGCCUGGAGGAUGACUUUUUAGAGGGUGGAGCGCGUGAUGUGGUUCUCGGUAGCCAGCCUAUCAGCUCUGCGUUCCCUGGUAACAUCCCCUCAGGUGAGCGUUCUCGUACAGGCGAAGGCAAGCGCAUGAAUUCUGAGGGGGACAUGGAAAUCAUCGACAAUGAAGGAAUCUUGCGACAGGAUGGAGACGAUACUGGCGAUCGACAUUCGGUCGUGGGUGAUGCUGCUGCCAGAGCACAGUUUGGUCGAAUAAGGCCAUUGUUCCCAUCUACACUACGCCUAGCAGCCACUGAGACUACUCCUCGCCCGUCGAAUGCUGAGGGUGGCCAAAAUGACGAGAAUGAAGAAGAAGAUGGUGCUAGCGAGACUAGUGGAUCAGACCAAUCUAGCUCGUCGGUGGCCAGCGGGACUUGGCCCCCAACUGAACACAUCCUCGAAGAAGAUAUCAUCCAGGCUCUGGGGACCUAUAUUCCCGCUCGAGAAAUCACGGAUCCAAUUGAUCGGGCUCGCGUCGCGGAUGCCGUCUAUCACAGAAUGCGUGAAGAUGAUCAGAGACGUGUAUUUGACGCUCGUCAGCGUGGAAUUGAUGAGCGGUGGAGGCGCCGGGCUUUCUAUACAGACGAGGAAGACGGUGCCACUAUCCCUCCAGGGUAUGAAAGGGAUCCAGCCAUCGAUGACUCGAGCGAUGAAGAACUAGAUGAAUUCGAAUCGCGCCCACCCUCUUUCCGUUCGCGAUCCUCGUCCAAGGUGCGAUUCCAGGAUGACCUCAAUGACGAGGAGUACGACAUUCGAUCUAACCCAUCAACCUCGUCACGAAGCAUUCCUGUUGGUGAGCGAUGGGGUGGCUUUGAAAUCCCGGAGAUCGAAAGGGACGUCGGGAAAGAAAUCUUGUAUCAAGUCACACAGCAGGGAUUCAACGAGCUUCUAGAUAUUCUGUUCAAGCCAAAAGAGGACCUUCUGAUGGAGGUCUAUCGUACGCGAGCUGAGCGCAAGGUCUGGGCCCACGAGAUUGAACUUGCAGGGAAAGAGGACCCCUUAAAACGCACCCCAACUGAGGAUUCUCCAGCCGAGGAAGAACUUGAGGAAAUUAUCCACGACACACCACUUGAUGAUCUAUUACAGCGCGCUGGUUACGGGAUUCAGAGCCCUGUCCUAGCGCCUGCCAAUACCGAACCCACCGCCUCGGAUGAUUAUGGUAAUGAAGAUGAAGAUGAAGAUGAAGAUGAAGAUGAAGAUGAAGAUGAAGAUGAAGAUGAAGAUGAAGAUGAAGAUGACGAUGACGAUGAAGAUGAAGAUGAAGAUGACGAUGACGAUGACGAUGUGCGGCCAACUCAUCUGGCCGACCCCGGCAGCGAUACUGGAUUUGGACAAACACGGCCCUUCGAGGAGUCCGACAUGGCGUCCAUCACCUCGUCUUAUUAUGACGACGAUAUCACCGCCUCUCAAGCAUCCGAUGCGAGAUCAUCCAGCCCGAUUGUUGAAGAGGAUACACUUUACUACGAUCCAACCCUCCCACAUCAUCGUCCUGACACAGAAAUGCCCCUUCCACGCCUUUUCUCCUCCGUCGAGCCAUCCGUGAUGGCCACAGAAGUGAUCGAUGAAUCAGACUCCGAACACGAAGAAUCACCAACUACAACCGCAACACCCGGUCUCCCUGCUCAGCUCCGACUCCAACCCGGGACCACUUCUCUUCCCGCCCCAUCUUCUCCCCACUCCUCUCCAGAAGCCGAAGACACCGCCACCAAGCUUCCUCCUUCUCCUAUGCAACCACUGCCACCCCCACACUGGGUCAAUGACCAACCUCGUGAAGCUCCUGCCCCACGUCGACCUUCCGCCCGGACUCUAGCCCGGUGGGUCUAUUUAGACCAGGUAGAACGUGAAAAUAAGGAGCGCGGCAAUGGUGCUAGACUCAACUUUGAAGAGUUCUCGCGUCGUAUGGCUGCUGAUCGGGGACGCCGACUGGCAUUUGUAGCCAGUUGGAUUGAGAUGGCUAGCUUUUGA